Drosophila takahashii is the source of this 1538-nucleotide messenger RNA. RefSeq lists its product as uncharacterized. Gene Ontology annotation, molecular function: actin binding. The record is from RefSeq and is a predicted model, not a curated record. NCBI's taxonomy places the organism in Eukaryota, Metazoa, Arthropoda, Insecta, Diptera, Drosophilidae. Gene Ontology annotation, biological process: positive regulation of transcription by RNA polymerase II; positive regulation of Rho protein signal transduction. Gene Ontology annotation, cellular component: sarcomere.
AAAAGAAGAAGAAACGUUUUCGAAACGUUUGCAUUUUGCAUUGUGAGUGGAUCGAAUCGAAACGGAUAUUUGGUAGCCCGACACAUCGAGGAAUUCCAGCUAGCCAAGAGCCAAAGAAAAGAAAUAAGAGGAGUAGCUUCCAGAAACCCCAAGAAAAGACUCGCCGCUCUCCUCCAAGGUAGCCAUGUUCAACAACCAGGCGACGCAGCACAAGCAGUCGCAGCUGCUGAACCCCUUCUCCCAGGACGGACGCGCCUCCUCGCCCAAGCCGACCUUCUCGAAGGACCAGUACGGAAAGCCGCUGGCCGGCAGCCUCACGGAGAUGCGUGGCCAGAAGGCCAACAUCCAUGUGAUGAAGGAGAUGCUCGAGCUGUGCCAGAUCAUCAAUUCGGAGGGCUACGACGUCAAGGACGAGCCCACCAUGCGCGUGAUUCCCUUCGGCGAGCUGUUCAAUAUCUACAACUACAUAUCCGACAAGGUGGUGGGCAUCCUGCUGCGCGCCCGCAAGCACAAGCUGGUGGACUUCGAGGGCGAGAUGCUCUACCAGCGGCGGGACGACAAUGUGCCGGUCUUCCUGCUGAAGCCGAUCAAGGAGAUCCGCAGCGAGAUGGAUGCCAAGAUCGAGGACAUCAAGCGGGCGGCCAGUCCGGCGCCGCCGCAGUCCACCUCGGUGCUGAUGGACCGCAGUGCCCACGAGCAGAACCUCAAGUCGCGUACUCCCUCGCCGGCGGUGGGCAAGUCGGCCAAGGCCAAGUCGGCGUCGCCGGCACCGGUGCCCAAAUCUGCGGCUCCAGUGGUUCAGGCAGCUCCUGCACCCGUUCCCGUGGCAGAGCCUGCUCCGGCACCUGAGGCAGCACCUACUCCUGCACCGGUGGAGGCUCCAGCUCCAUCUCCAGCUCCCGUUGAGAUCAAGCCAGAGGAGCCAGCAGCGCCUGAAGCUGCGCCCGUGGCCGUGAUAGUCAGCGCAGCAGAAGCAGAACCGGAACCGGAAGCACCAGCCACCAAAGAAGAAGCAGCUGCUCCAGUUGCACCCGCACCCGCACCCACAGCUGCCGAGGAUUUGCCCACAAUUGUGAUCGAAGCCACCGCCGAGUUUGUGCGCACCGUCAGCGUGGAGCAGCUGGCGCCCAGUCCCGCAGAGGCCACCCAAUCCUCGCCAGACGAAUCCCAGCCAGAGUCCACGACCGCCUAAUGGAGCGGGAACAGAACCUGGAAUCGUUUGAAAGCAACUCGCGCAACUACUAAAGCGGCAGCUUUAAAUUGCAGUAGUUUAGUUUACGGCGUACUUAGUUUAAUUUACAAUUAGAGCAACACACACUGAAGACAGAAACAGAAACAGAAACGAGAGAGCGACUAUUUAUUUAUUAUUAUUAUAUAUGUAUAUCAUUAACGGACGACCAAAGGAGCCAGUUUCCUCAAUUUUUUAAUCAUUACUCUAUGGGAAUUAACUAAAGUUUUCCACUCGCUAAAGUUGGGAAAGUGCAAGGCGAUAUAAUAUUAAUAAAAUAAAUACACGUACUUAGACACAGUAUAACAAA